CGUGACAUCCCUGUUUCUCUCAAGUCCCAAAAUGCGCUUCCACCAUCGGUAGAAACAGAGGAGUUUGGGGCCUGUUUCAUGCUAGCGGAACAUGACAAUAUGAUGAUAAAGAGAUAAAAACAAAACAAAACAAAACAAACAAGCUUCCGGUUUAAGGACUCAGUGUAAUUUAAAGCGGUCAUGUUUUAUCCAGUCAAAUUGCAGCUCUUGAAUAUGUAGAUCACCUGGAAGCGGAGGGCACAGGUAAAUAGGGCUGUCUGCUAACCUAACUUUAAAAGACAGAAGGCAGAUGAAGAUGCUAAGAUUUUCAUUGGGAGUGACCAGGUUGGGCAAGAUUAUAAAUGAGUACAUCAGAGGGACACUUCAGGUUGAGCCGUUGGGAGACAAAGUACGAGAAGCAGUGCUAAGAUGGUAUGGACAUGUGCAGAGGAGGGAUAGUCGGAGGAUACGUUGAAGGUGGAGCUGCCAGGCAAGAAAACAAGAGGAAGACCAUAGAGGAGUCCCAGUUGAGUUAAAAGAUGGUGGAGUGACAAUGUUUGCUGUUGACUGACAUCCACUCCGAGAAACAAAAUGAAGAGGAGGCUGCUGCGUGGUUUCCUGUCGGAAAUUUCCAUCCGGCUGGCGCUGUUGGUUGUAUUCCUUGUGACGGAGCAGCUUCCUCCUUUCUAUCGUGAGAUCCAGGCAGAGGAGAUGUGGCUGUAUAAAUUCCAUCGUGUGGAGAGGGACCAUGUACCCACCUCUCUUAUGUUUGUUGUGGCGAUUUGCACCCCACUGAUUGUAAUCCUGAUUUUCACCUUCAUGAAUAAGUUGGAGCGUGGCGAUCUGAAGGAAGCCUCACUGGCUGUGACUCUGACUCUGGUGCUGAAUGGGGUUUUCACCAAUGUCAUCAAACUCGUUGUUGGCAGGCCACGGCCAGACUUCUUCUACCGCUGUUUCCCAGACGGUCAGAUGAACCUGGAGCUGCGAUGCAGUGGUGACCCAGAUGUCAUCAUGGAAGGCAGAAAGAGCUUUCCCAGCGGGCAUUCUUCCUUCGCCUUCGCAGGUUUGGGCUUCACGGCGCUGUACAUCGCAGGAAAGCUGCGCUGCUUCACUGCAGCAGGCCAAGGCAGAGCGUGGCGGCUGUGUGCCUUCCUCACCCCUUUACUCGUUGCGGCUGUGAUCGCCCUCUCCAGAACCUGCGACUACAAACACCACUGGCAAGAUGUGCUGGUGGGAUCUCUGCUGGGUCUCGCCUUUGCCUGGCUGUGCUACAGGCAGCACUACCCUCCACUUCAGGACCCAGACUGCCACAGACCUCUGCAUCACAGACAGACUGUUCCCGCCGCACAGGAGCGCAAGCUGGCCAACUCCACCUACAUCCUGCCCAUGUAGAAAAGCCGUAACUGCGUUUUGCUCUUUACUGGUGUCAUUUAAACAGAGUUGCACAGUAAUCCGUGUAAUACUGGUUUUCACGUCUUUAGGGCUGGGCAGCAUAUCGAUAUUUAUGUUCAUCAUCAGUCAUUGUAUUCUUGGGAUUUUCUUUUUGUAGGGUGACACAUGAUGCACAGUUUGUUUUCUGGACUGAAAUUAUAUUAAUUACCAAGUCAAAUUUCUCCUGGAACACUUGAGAGCUACACAAGCACAUCGACAGGUGCGUUCCUGGUCCUGUCGUUACCCAGCAAACAUGGCCGAAACCCCGACAUCAUGACCUUAAGAUAACUCUUACCAUUAUCCCCUCCCUGUCCAUGAUGUCAGUACCAUCGACUCAGGAAAGCUCUUUUCACAUGCAGGUGAUUAGCUCGGUAGGAUAAGCGGAGGAAAAGAAAGAGGUUGUAGGAUUGAGUCACACUUGAAGUGAGAUGGGGUUUUUUUUGUUGUGUUUGUUUUCUUUUUAUUCUUCAUAUUAAGACCCUUUUUUGUUUUAUUCCCAUCAAUAAAGUGAUGAUAGAUGAUUUUUGAACACAAGCUUUCUCUUACUAGAAAACAUUAAUGACAUUUAGGUGACGUCGGAUAAACUUGCAUAUUUUUACAACCAUGACUAGACAUCGUGAAAAGACCCCCCUGCUCACGGUUAUUCAGUGUCGAAAUGUUUGCUGGGUACAUGCAGGACGUCUGCUUAUCAUGAAUCUGUUCUUCACGUGGCCCAGCUCUGCACACUCUGCGUAUUGUGCCUAUAGAUCACGUACAUUACUCACAGCAGCUGAGCAGGUUAAGUACACAACCACUGCACUAAUAGUCCACCGCUCACCAGUCUCCGGCUCAGCUGCUGUGAAACAGUUUCUCAUUUGAGAGUCACUUUGUGAUUGUUUUGUAAGCUUUCAGCUUUUUAAAGAAGCGGGGCUGAAGUUUAAAGGGAAGCUAACAGCACUCUGAGGUGUUUCGGUCUUUGUGUGGUUUUUUUGGAGCUGGAUGGGGCCCGAACAAACAUUGGGAGCAAACAUGAGCCGUCUGUUAGAAGUCAAAGUCCUUGACUGUUUAUCCCCCUCUGUUCUAGGGUCGAAAUAGCACAAACACGACUAGCAAAACCUCAGAGAAGCAUGUUAUGACAUGUGUCUCCUCAAAAGUCACAUGAUGGCACAGAGAGCAAGAUGCGAUGAGACGAUGCAGUAGAUGUGGACCUUUGAGCUUAGAUGCUCCUGACCACCAGGCCGUGUCUCUGUUGGCUGCUCCUGUAUGAAAGUGGUGGGUUUCUAUGAGUAAAACGUUUGUCUGUCCUGCAUCUGUCAUGAUGCCUUAUAUAGCAUAUCACAAUAUUAAUAUACUUUUGUGAUAGAACUUUUUCUCAGUAAUGAAUAUGAUAAAGACACGGGAUUGUCUUUGUUAUAGCUGCAAAUUAAGAAUGUGAAAUUCACUUCCUCCUGCCAUAAAGUGCAGCGGCGGCAGCAGUAAUGCAGCAUUACUCCAUGCCUGUCAUGAUGUUGACAGAUCCCGUGAUUAGAUCACAGCUAACAAAGAGUUAACUCGUUGACUGUCCCACCUUUUCUGUGGCGCUUGAGCAACAUUCAUUCCUACUAAAGAUGUAAAACUUAAAAAAAAAGUUAUCAAUUUAUAGGUGAAAUAUUCUUAAACUGCUGAGCACUGUUUGAACAAAAGUGCAAUUGACAGGGACUAUUUUCAGCUGCGAAUGAAUACACAUAUAACAUUCCAGUAGUUUUUGGACAACAGAGAAGCUCUGUGGAGGAAAAUAAUACUUCUUAUGAGAUUCAGUGAUCGAAGGAAAAGUAUAACAAGCCUCCAAAUGAUUCCUUUAAAUUAACUUUUAGUACAUUUUCAGUAUCACCCAAACCCACUUUUUGAAUUUAACGGCAGGUUAAUGAAAACACACAUUGGUCACUCUUAUUUUAUUUUUGUUUUAUUGGAUGCUUUAAAUCUUUCCGUCUUCCUACAGAAUAUUUUGAAUGUUUCCACUUUCGCUGAUUUUUAUGACAUGUCUAUUUAAAAAAAAAAAAACCGAGCCCUCCAUGAUGUAACAUCCUGAUGUAGCAGCGCCGCUUUACGCUUCUCACAGUUUUUCCAGUGCCUGCUUUGCUUUAAAUGAUCAUCUCAUCUGUGCUGUGACAGGGCAGCUCAUCUAAUCACGUUAUUCUAAGUUACUAUGACUGUAAAAUGAGAUAAUUGAGUCUUCUCAGGCUGACUGUAGGUGGGGUUUCUCUAACUGCUCCUCUUUAGUUUGUGUGUUCACCAGAGGUGGAGUCUGCAGAUGUUGGAUUUUGGAGACCUUUGUGAUGAGCCUAACUUUUCUGUUUUAACCUCUCCAGGCGAUGGUGCUACCCUCCCAGUGCUCCUGCUGGUCAGGUUUUUUUUUUUUUCUCCAGCAUGUGAACUUAUUGACUGUAAUCUCAGAUAUUUAAUGCUAAAGUUUGUGGUUCAGGCAUAUUUUGAGUUUUUAUUUAUUUAACAUAAUUUUUUUCCUGUUUGUGUGUGGAACCAGCUAAAGUUUUCGCAGGGUUAACGCAGCUGGAUCGCAGUGGUUACAGACCAAACUUGGUAUAAAGAAAACAGAUGAAUUUGUGCCUUUUGUUUACUACGUUAUUCUCACUUCAUGAAUGAAGUAGAUGCCGCAUGUUACGGUGUAUGCUCUCUGUCAUGCUACCUUUUUUCUGAAUCUACUUUUUUUUUGGUUUCCGGUGUAUUCACUUGUAAAGAAACUCCACAGUGUUUAAACGUGGCAUGCCGCAUUCUUUACCUCAGACAGAAACCCGUAAUUUCUUUUUAUCAGUGGGUUAAUUGUUGGUGGAGUCAAAGGUGAAGGCACGUGUGUGGAUAAUGUCAAAUUUUUACAAAUGUGGGACGAAAGGAGGAGAAAAAACUUUGUGACCUUGAAGACAAAUAUUUUAAUUUCUUUGACAGAUAUUUUGGAGUUGGUGUAUAAGUAUGUUUACUUUUGGGGAAUGCAAUAGUUUACUUGAAUUUUUCAUAUUUGUAACUUUAAAUGUGGUUAUGUUGAAAAUGGGGGAACUAACUUUGAAAGUAUAGGUCGCCCUAAAGUGAGAUUUACACAUUUUUCCUUCAGCCUGUAGUCCUGUCUGUCUUCUCUUAAAUAAAAUGGAGCUAAAUGUCGAUUAAAAAAAAUCAAAUCAGAGUUUUCAAAUGUAUUUUUGGGUGCUUUAAGCAACACAAGUGCCACAUAGUUCCAUUACAGUCCAAAGAUCGACAUUUUUACAGCUGAUUUCUCCAAAUCUGAGCGACUCAUUUCAGAAUUAUCCCUGAUGGAUACAACAAAACAGGCAAGAAGAAAAAAUCUGUAAACUAGGUUUUUUGUUUUUUUUUUCGGGGGGGAUUUUUCCCUUUAAGGUAACAAGGUUAAGUAGGCUGCUGCAUUAUCAUAAAAUCCUGCAUGUUUUACACAUAUUUUCCUCAUUGCUUCCAUCCAUUCUGUUAAUUUAUGUGACUUUCAGGACCUUCAGAGUGAUGAUGAGGGGUUAUACUAAAACUAUCCUGAUUGCUUUGUUCGUGUCAUGACUGUACAGCAUCUGCUCAUGCUCAUAUACAUGUACUGUUGUGUUGUGAUGCUUUUAAUGACUCUUUCCAUGACACUGAAUGAUCUCUUGUCCUUUGCAUAUUUUCUUUGGAGGGAGGAGUCCUGGUUUUGAGUCUGCACGUGAUGAUGGAUGAUUAAUAAAUAUGUUUAAAAUGCA
This is a messenger RNA of Archocentrus centrarchus (flier cichlid), 5117 nucleotides long. RefSeq names its product phospholipid phosphatase 5 (gene plpp5). The record is from RefSeq and is a predicted model, not a curated record. Gene Ontology annotation, molecular function: phosphatidate phosphatase activity. Gene Ontology annotation, cellular component: membrane. Lineage: Eukaryota; Metazoa; Chordata; Actinopteri; Cichliformes; Cichlidae. The coding region runs from base 571 to 1371 and encodes 266 amino acids. The transcript has 10 exons. Gene Ontology annotation, biological process: phospholipid dephosphorylation; phospholipid metabolic process.